Messenger RNA from Ichthyophthirius multifiliis, 526 nucleotides. RefSeq lists its product as hypothetical. The transcript has 2 exons. Lineage: Eukaryota; Ciliophora; Oligohymenophorea; Hymenostomatida. The record is from RefSeq and is a predicted model, not a curated record. The annotation marks the transcript as partial.
AUGAUUUAUAAAAAAUCUAUAUAUGGAAAUUAAUAACCCUAAAAUUAGGUUACUGAAGAAAAUGAAGAAUAUGAAGAAGAUAAUUAAAUAAAAGCUCCUCCCAUUGGAGAGAGAGGAGAAGACGAAAAAUAUGAAAAUGAAGAUGAAGAAGAUAGUGAAGCAGAAGGGGAAGGAGAAGAAGAAGAAGAAGAAGAAGAAGAGGAAGAAGAUGAAGAGGAGGAAGAAGAGGAAGAAGAGGAAGAAGAUGAAGAAGAGGAAGAAGAAGAGGAAAUGGAUGAAGAAGAAGAAGACGAAGAAGAAGAAUAGGUAGGAGAAAGUGAAGGAGCAAUAGAAGAAGAAAAUGGAGAUGGAGAAGAAGAAAAAGGAGAAAAUAAUAAUGAAGAGAAUUAAAAAAGAGAAAAUUUCGGGUAAAAAGAAAAAAAUGAGAUAAAUAAUAGGAAAAAUGUAUUAAAUUUAGAAAAGAAAUAUUAAUAAGAUUAUGAAGAUGAGAAAAAGUAAAAUUUAAAAAUAUAUGAAGUCUAGUAUA